AUGAGUUUGUUAUUUGAUCAAAUAAAAUUGUUACAUAGUCAAAAAUUACACUCCAAUGUUGCUAAAGUGGCUGAAAUGGUUUUAAAAGUCAGUGAACAUACAACAGAUAUUUUAACUGCUCCUCAUAAAUAUCGAAUUUAUGCAUACCUUGGUGACUCACAUUAUUUCUUAAGUAAUUAUCGGCAAGCAGAAGCUGCGUAUAAAUUAGCAUUAACCUUCAAAGAUGCUUGUUCCACAUCGAAAACACAACUUAAACAAUAUGACGGCAUAAAAGAUUCAAUGCCUGAUAUAGAUAUUAAAUAUCAAUUACAUUUAUGUUUGGUCAAACUAAAAGAUAAUAAACAGGCAUUAGCUGUUUUGCAAUCCAUACCAUCUAAACAAAGGAAAACUAAAAUUAAUAUGGCCCUUGCAAAAUUAUAUCAUCAGAUGGGCAAUACUAUUCAAGCUAUUUCUGCUUAUAAUAAAGUUUUAAAAGACUGUCCAUUGGCAAUUGAAGCAGCUGAAGGACUUUUGAGUUUAGGUGUGAAAGGAACAGAAGUGAAUGCUAUUAUGUUAGAAAUGGUUGGAAUUAGUGGACUUGAAUGGCUUGGUGGUUGGAUAAAAGCUCAUGCCCAUCUAUUUAAUCAUAAAGAAUAUCCCUUAGCUAUAGCUGCAUUUAAACAAUUAGAUGAUAAUUCACCAUUAUGCAAUAGUAAUAGAUUACUAGUUGCUAUGGGAAAAGCAUAUUAUUUUAAUGGAGAUCGUAAAAAUGCUCUUAAUUAUUUACAAAGGGCCUACAAGUUGAAUCCACUUAUGCAGGAUGGUUUAUGUACACUUGCUAUGUGUUUUUAUAUGGAGAAACAUAAUAAAGAUUUGGAAAAAUUACUCCCAACAAAUUAUACAGAUGAAUUAUCAAUUGAACCUCAUAUGUGGAUUAUUUUUGCUUUUGUUUGUUAUAGUAAUAGUAAUUAUUCAAAAGCUUUGUGUUUAGCUCAAAGGGCUUGUUCCAUUGACCAAAAAAAUAUUGAAGCAUUACUGUUACAUGGUAUGAUAUUAACAAGUAUGAAAAAAUAUUCUGAUGCCAUUUUGCAAUUUCGAAAAGCUAAUGAUUUAGCGCCUUAUCUUUUUGACCCUCAUAAAGGUAUGGUAGAUUGUUAUAUAGCAUUGCAUAAAAUGAGGACUGCAAUUACUUCUGCUAGUAAUUGUUGCAAACAAAUGAAUAAUCAUCCAAAAUCAUUAACAUUAUAUGCUUCAAUACUUAUUAAAGAUCCAAUGACUGUUGGUAAAGCAAAAUUAUUGUUGGAAAGAGCAUUAAAUGUUGAUGAAUACUAUCUUCCUGCAGUUUAUAUGUUAGCUCAAAUAUUUGAACAAGAAGGUAAUUUCAGUUCUGCUGUUACACUGUUACAUAAACAAGCAUUAGAUCAACCAACAUGUAGAUUAUAUCAAAUGUUAGGCGAUUUAAGUGUCAAACAAAAUCAAUUGGAAAAAUCAUUUGACUACUAUUAUUCUGCACUAAACCUUGACCCGAAUAAUAAACGAGUAAUGGAGAGUUUAGAGAGUUUGGGUAAACCAUGUAAUACUUCAACAGUAACAUCUACAGAUUCAACAGGACCUCUUUUAAAUGGAUCUCUUUUAGAUGCAACAUUUAGUGGUGUAAAUAAUGCUGAAAAUGAAUCAACUCCAUUCAAUACAGUACACGAAGAAGACACAUUUAUGGAUUCUGAUCAUGAAGGAUCUGGAUCAGACAUAUCUAUAUAACUUUUUUUACAUUUUUUUUUAACAAACACAAUAAAUAUACAUUUUAUAAUUCUUAA
Messenger RNA from Sipha flava (yellow sugarcane aphid), 1793 nucleotides. RefSeq names its product anaphase-promoting complex subunit 7 (gene APC7). The coding region runs from base 1 to 1737 and encodes 578 amino acids. Gene Ontology annotation, biological process: cell division. Gene Ontology annotation, molecular function: protein binding. Lineage: Eukaryota; Metazoa; Arthropoda; Insecta; Hemiptera; Aphididae. The transcript has 10 exons. The record is from RefSeq and is a predicted model, not a curated record.